Molecule: messenger RNA, 744 nt
Organism: Cyprinodon variegatus (sheepshead minnow)
Lineage: Eukaryota; Metazoa; Chordata; Actinopteri; Cyprinodontiformes; Cyprinodontidae
Gene: itgam.3
Product: integrin alpha-M-like
Exons: 5
Biological process (GO): cell-matrix adhesion; integrin-mediated signaling pathway; cell-cell adhesion
Cellular component (GO): external side of plasma membrane; integrin complex
Molecular function (GO): integrin binding
Source: RefSeq, a predicted model, not a curated record
GUCCAUGGUUGGGGCCAACCAGUGGAGAGGAGGGUACAAGAGAUAUUCACUUAAUAAUCCCAAAAGCCAAGACUCAUUUGAGUCUACAUUGGACGCUGACAGUUACCUUGGAUAUUCCAUGGCUAUUGCUAAAACUGAUAAAAACCAGCUGACAGUUAUUGGUGCUCCAAGAUAUCAACACAAAGGAGUUGUUCUGAUUCUUCUCAAUCAAGGAAUAAUUCAGAAAAUCAACCCCUAUCAAUCACAGACAGGGGAAUAUUUCGGGGCAGAGGUUUGUGCCAUGGACGUGGAUUCUGAUGGUGUGACUGAUCUGAUACUGAUAUCUGCUCCAAUGUUCAAAGAAAAUGAUGGAGAAGGCCGAGUUUAUGUCUGUGGAUUAACUCGUUUGACUGUGUCUUGCAAUUUUAUCGAUAAUCCAUCACUCAUAAUAAAACUAAAAGGCAUACCUGACAGAGGCAGAUUUGGGUCGUCUCUUGCUGUCCUUCCCGACAUAAAUGCAGAUGGAUUCAAUGAUUUGGCCGUUGGGGCUCCUUUGGAAAAUAAUGGCCAAGGCAGCAUCUACAUAUUUCAAGGAGAGGGAGGGAAAAAAAUAAAUGCUAAAUACUCACAGAGGAUUGCUGCCUCUGAAAUCCAAGGAGGACUGAAGUUGUUUGGUAUCUCAAUCAGUCAGUCUUCUUAUGAUCAGAGCGGUGACGGACUUCCUGACUUAGCCGUGGGUUCAAAGGGAAAAGUUAUCUUACUGAG